Mollisia scopiformis is the source of this 1478-nucleotide messenger RNA. RefSeq lists its product as uncharacterized. The record is from RefSeq and is a predicted model, not a curated record. Bases 218 to 1267 code for a protein of 349 amino acids. The transcript has 2 exons. Lineage: Eukaryota; Fungi; Ascomycota; Leotiomycetes; Helotiales; Mollisiaceae.
UCACGUCCACGUCGUUGGCUUCCGCGAGGCUACUAUAGCCACACGUGAUCUCGUGGGAUAAAUGCUUUCAUCCCUUUUCUGCUCUGCUCUCUCUCGUCUGUAUAGUACAGUCGACUCUUGUCUCGAAUUUUGUCGAGAUGCAUUAUAGUAUGAAUCUUUGAACGCGUUGUGGACAUUGUACUCCAAUUAUUGGAUUGAGGGAACGGAUCUUCAGGAUAUGAAUGAGCGCCCUCCCCAUGAGACAGAGCACCAGAGAGUCUCGGGCAAUGGUCAAGCUGGAGCGCCGAUAAAGCAAGAGGCUGUCUUCACAGUCUUCGCUGCUCUGCCGACGGAGAUACGCCUUCAGAUAUGGAAUCAGAGCCUCACACCUCGCAUGGUCAAAUGGAUCCGAAAGAACGAGAGGAAUGUGUUCAGCGCGCCAACAAGAUCUUUGCCUCUUUUCGAGGUAUGCCGAGAGUCACGUGAAGCAUCAAUUCUUUACGCCUCGUACAAGAAACUACCCGGAUCCUCGGGAUACAUAUGGUUCAGCUCUUUAAUUGACUACCUCUUCUUCAAUCCUGGGUGGAUUGGCUUGGUCGACCCUGCCCACGUGACGCCUCUGGCAGACCCCCUCGAUUCCCUUCUUCCUGAGCUGGAGAAUGUCCGAAACAUCAUCGUACAUGCUAGUUAUACCGAUGACCGGAAGAAGCCUAUCACUAUGUUUGAGAAAUUCUCUAGUCUGGAACAGAUUCUCGUGGCAGGUGAGGAGAGGUCGAUUGGUACUCAAAGCAAAUUCAUGUUGGGAACUGUCUACGACAUCAAGCUAUACUAUGUCGCAAUGGUCAAGAAACGGAAGCCCGAUGUGAGAAUUCCAUACAUUGCAAUCGGUUGUUUAGGCUGGACUGGCAAUGAACGGAGACAAAUGCACCACGGCAGCGGGGACAACCGGCAACUCCUCGCUGUCUUCGACAAUCAGUCCCAAAUGAUGACGCAUUUGAGCUCUGUCAGAGAAGAGGAGUGGAGAUUCAUCCAGGAACGAAGAUCUCAGGCCAGACUCACUCUGCAUCUUCGUCGGCGAGAUGAUCCUCGAGGAACUCGUCAGCCUUCAAGUACAGGCCAAAAUACCUACCCAACUACACCUGACCUACCUUCUUAUGACGAUACAAUUUUCCCGAAUGGGCAUCCGAACUCUGAUUCAGAGGAUUCUCCUGUUGAAAAUAAGAAGCCCAAGAAGCAGAGCAGGUGGCAUCAAGUGAAGAGAUGGAGCAGGAAGCUACUACGUGCCUGAUGUUGGGGUCCUUGACGAAAUUACCUUACCUUCUGGCUAUACACUACUACGAAAGGCGAAAAGUUGCCUAAGACAUAAUCAGGGAUGACUCUUCUUUGACACCUCUUCUGGCAUCUAUCCUCCGAGCAUUAUCGUCUGAAAUUGCUCUUCCUAUACUACUGUUCUGCCCCAACACGCAAUAUAUUCAGGGAUCAAUGCCAGACCAGGAUUU